This is a messenger RNA of Salvelinus sp. IW2-2015, 6717 nucleotides long. RefSeq names its product protein PRRC2A-like. Gene Ontology annotation, biological process: cell differentiation. The record is from RefSeq and is a predicted model, not a curated record. Lineage: Eukaryota; Metazoa; Chordata; Actinopteri; Salmoniformes; Salmonidae.
CACUACGGUCUCUAGUAGCCGUUGACGGCUCUUGUAGUGACGGAUUAAGCGCUCCUGUAAUAAUUUUCUUUUUCAUUGGUUUUGUGGAAAAAGAAAAAGGAGUACAAGUAAGCCGCUUUACACACAUCAAUCUCCAGUAUCCCCUCUCUUAUUUUAUAACGUUAAUUAAUUUCUAGUUUGAGCUAGCAAAGUGGUAAUUCUGCUAGCAAGCUAGGGUAAACGUUACUUGCCAGCGACAGCGUGAGCAAUAAACUAGCUAACGUUAGUUAGUAGAGGGCUAACGUGAUUACAUUAUUCUGCGAUACAACUCGAGACAAGUCGGGACAAGACCAGUCUCAGGGCUCACCUUACUCAAUGAGCGGACAGCGCAAUGUCAGAGCGCUCUGGGCAAACUGCAAAGGGGAAGGAUGGCAAAUCCAAGUAUGCGUCUCUCAACCUGUUUGAUACCUACAAAGGAAAGAGCCUUGAAGCACAAAAGCCUGUUGUUCCCCCCCGCCAUGGCCUGCAGUCUCUUGGUAAAGUUGCCUCCGCGCGGCGCAUGCCACCCCCUGCCAGCCUGCCCAGUCUGAAGGCGGAGAACAAAGGCAACGACCCCAACGUCUCGCUAGUUCCCAAAGACGGCACAGGAUGGGCAAGCAAGCUGGAACCAGCAGACCCAAAGAGUACCGAUGUAUUGUCAGCACCGCAGCUGGAGUUGCCGCAGCCUGUGGUUUCACAGACGCCUGUACCGACCCGCCCGAGAACCCCGCCAGCUCCAGAGGCUCCACCUCCGGUUCCCGCCCCGGUUUCAGCCCAGGCCGCAGGGGCAAGGUCCUGGGCUCAGGCCAGUGUUACACAUGGAGCACAAGGAGAUGGUGGAAAGGGAUCAAACCAACCGUCGCCAUUCUCUCGCGAGGAAUUUCCCACCCUGCAGGCGGCUGGCGACCAGGACAAAGCUGGCAGAGAACAGGGCACUGCAGAUCAGUGGUAUGGGCCCGGACCAAGCCUCCGCCCUCCGAACAUGACGAGUUGGCGGGACGGUGGGGGCCGCGCCCUGGCGCCCACCGGGGAGGGGGUCGCAGAGGGUGGCCCAGGCGAGGCGCUGGUCAUAGAGGGGGCUGCCGUUGGUGGCCAGGCAGGCCCACCUCUCCACCAGCAGCAGAACCCACAGUCCCAUGGGCCGCCUAGGAACCCCCCUGCCAGCAGCCCCGUGCUGCCCCAGCCCCCCGUGGGCCCUGGCUUCCCACAGUACAGAGGGAUCAUGCCUCCAUUCAUGUACCCUCCCUACCUGCCCUUCCCGCCUCCCUACGGCCCCCAGGGGCCCUAUGGGUACCCUCCGCCUGGUGAGGCACCUCCCAGGUUUCGCCAGCAGGGUCAGGACGGUCGCGGGCGUCCCCAGGGCGGUCCCCGUGGCGGGGGAGGAGAGAUGGUGAAGCGACCCUCCAUCCUGAAACAGGAUGACCUGAAGGAGCUAGACGAACUGGACCACCAGGAUGGAGACGAGGGCUGGGCAGGGGCACAUGAGGAAAUCGACUACUCAGCCAAGUUAAAGUUCAGCGACGAUGAAGGAGAAGAUGAGGAGAGGAACGAGAGACCCGAGAGGAGGGAAAGAAGCGAGAGCAAGAACGGCCCACGGGAGAAACAGAGGUCUCAAGAAGGUCCCCUUCAGGUGGUCCAGCGCUCCCGAGCCUCUGACAGCGGAGGGGACAGGGACACGAGCUGCACCCCUCCCUCCAAUGCCAACCACGACUGCUCCCCACCCCCCUCAAGCAAGCCAGGAUGGGCUGAGGAGGGGUGCAACAGCGGCUGGGGGGGCCAAAUUGCCCCCGCCACCUACCAGGGGCGUAGGCCUGGACUGGGUGGCCCCCGGGAGCAGCCCUCCCCCCCACCUGGGCCUCUCCUCCACCAGGGACAGGGGCCUUACUCCUACUACCGACAGGGCCGCAACUCUCCUAAUCAGUCCGGCCUGGUGGUAGCCCCCGGAACUGUCUCUACCUCCCUGGCCCCCGGGAAGCCCGCCCCCUCCCCGCAGCUCCAACAGCAGCAGGCUACUUCCCCCGUCCCCGGAGGACCCACACCUCCGCCUCAGACAGCUAGUCUGCUAGCCCCGCCCCCUGGCGAAGACGAGGACGAGACGUGGCGCCAGCGCAGGAAACAGUCCUCCUCAGAGAUCUCAGCCGCCGUUGAACGUGCCCGCCGGCGCCGUGAGGAGGAGGAGCGAAGGAUGGAGGAAGAGCGGCGCGCGGCUUGUGCUGAGAAGCUGAAGAGGCUGGAUGAGAAGGCCCAGCAGCAGGGUGGUGGUGGGAGCAGCGGAGGCUCCAAGCCCCCCAGUCUGGACGGCAACUCCGCCACGGCCGGAAGCCCCAGCCCUUCCCUAUCGGCCUCGGCCUCCUCCCCUAACAUCAGCCAGCCCCCUUCCCCCUGCGUGGACCAUGACGAGCCCCCCCUGGCUGUCCUGGCUGCCCAGGCUUUGACCAGGGACCUAGUGCCAGGGCCCAGUCCCACCGACAGACAGAGGGCCAAUAGCAACAGCAGCUAUGACUCCAUUACUGAUGCCCAGGUGUAUCCCCAGCCCCCCACUCCCCAGCUGCAGCAGCCCCCUCUGGAGGUCCUGGUGCCUGGGGAAGGGAAGGAGGAGAUCCUAGGUAGUGCUCACGUCCGCAGCGGAGGAGGUGGUGGUGGAGGAGUGGUAGACCCAAUGAAGGUAGAGGGCAUGGGAGGAGGAGCAGGUCGCCAAGCCAGUGCCCUCCCCGGACAGGGCUUCUCCAAGUACCAGAAGUCCCUGCCUCCCCGCUUUCAGAGGCAGCAACAGGAGCAGCUGAUGAAGCAGCAGCAGCAGUGGCAGCAGCAGCACAGCCAAGCAGCCCAACAGAGUCAGCAGCAGCURCCGCCUCAGCAGUCACCUCAGCAGCAGGGCCCAGGUGCCACCCCUCAGACCCAGGGUCCCAAGCAGCAGCAGUCUGGGCCCCUGCAGUACCCUCCGCAGGGCUCCAUGGGCCGCGGCCCCCUGCCCAUGAACUUUGACCCCCGCUGGAUGAUGAUGCCCUACAUGGACCCCCGGAUGAUGCAGGGGGGCAUGCAGGGUCGCCCUCCAGGGCCCAUGGACUACUAUCCGCCCAACAUGCAACACGCAGGGAUGAUGGGACGAGAGCGCUCCGAUUCGGGGGGCUCUGGUUCGGAGAACUUCGACAGGCAGCAGCACCCGGGACACCCCCACCGGGGGACGCCCCCUAUGGACCCCAAACUGGCCUGGGGGCCGGAGGUGUUCCCUGCGGUCAGCGAAGGCAGGGGACUGAGUUCCCCUCUGAGACAGAAGCAGGCUCUGGAAGAGGACAAUGUCAGUGGCAAUGGGACUAGGAGUGACACCCCUCCAGUCCGUGGUUUGCGAGAGGGAGGGCUAGGCCCCAUCCAGCAGCCAAACUCUGGCUCGGGCUCCUCCAACCAGACCCCACCACCUGUGGGCACUCAGGUGGGGGGCCAGGGAGGAGGCAGUCACCACCACCAGUCCUACAUGGGAGGCCGGGGCAACUACAGCAACUUCCCCGACCAGGGCUCCCGCAUGGCCCCCCACCAGCAGCAGCAGCAACAGAGGGGGAGUGGUGGAGGCUUCGGCCACCAGGAUGAGGGCCAGAGCCACAAGGGCGGCCAGCAACAGGGCCAGAUCUGGGGGGGCCCCCGCCCCCAGUACGACCGCAACGGGCGCACUGACCUCUCCCCCCUGGAGAAUAACAACUCCCACCACCCUCAACACCAUGGUCAUCAACAACAUCAAGCCCCCUCCCACUUCCAUCUCCACAAGCCCGAGAAUGGCCGCGGUGAGAGAGGAGGCGAAGCCCCGAAGAAGGGUGACCCCCCGCCCUUGCUCCAACAGCCGUCCCUCUCCUCCUGCUCAUCCUCCUCUUCCUCAUCCAGGGAGGACGGCAGUGGAAAGGCGGUCCUGCAUCACCUCCCACCUCAGCGCGAGGCCGACACAGGAACCGGGCAGAGACAUGAAGCAGGAAGCAGCAGAGAAAUGAAGCAGGAUAAGAUGGGCUCUGGCCACAGCCACUCUCAGUCCUCUGUGACAUCUCAGCAGUCCCAGCAGCAGAGGCAGGGCCAGGAGCAGCACCACCACCGUGACCCCAAGCCCAACCAGAGGGAGCGAGGCGGGAGGGAACACAAGACUGAGACCCAGUGGGGGCCAAGGCCUGGCAGCAGCAACACAGGGGUCCCCUCACACAACAGGAGAGCAAUGGGUGGAAACUCCCGCGGAGGGGAGGAUUCAUCCAAUCACCCAACAGCGUCUGACCACAACAAACCCGCCGGUGGCCAAUCGGGAGGCGGCAACACCAACAAGAGGGCGGGGCCUAUCAAGAGGCCUGUGCUGAAGAGAGAUGGAGGAGGGGAGGGCGAGGGAGGAGAAAAGACCAGCGGCGGCUUCGGAAAAGACAAAGACGAAAGACAAGAUGGAGGCCAUUCAUCAGUCAAGCAGGAAGGAUCCUCCGGCCCACAGAGCUUCGCUGCAGUGUCUGGUAAAGAAGAGCCGGCUCAGACCGGUCCUAAACCCAGAAACGGAGGGAAGGAUCGAGCAGCAAACGAACGAGGAGGAGUGGGUAAGGGGCCCAAAAAUGGGGUCAACCCCACCCCCUCAUCAGGGUACUCCGGCCACCCCUCUAACAGGCGGGACAGAGAGCGUUCCUUCGAGAGGGGCGGUGGUGCGUCCUACCACAGCGUCUCGGCCCGUGGCAGCAGAGUCGGGCGAGGUGGCGAGUUCUACGGGCGCGGCCGGGGUUACCGAGGCACCUACACGGGCAUGGCCGGGGGUGGCAGCGUUAGCCGUGGCAGGGCAGCGGGCAGCAGGAGCAGCCGAGACUACCGAUCCGGCGGAGGCUACGACGAGGCAUCGGGGGGAAGGCGCGGCCGAGGGGGGUCGCAGGCCAACCCGGGCCGCGCCCGUAAUCAGAGCGAGACCCGCAGCGAGGGUUCUGAAUACGAGGAGGUCCCAAAGAGGAGGAGGCAGAGGGGGUCUGAGACGGGCAGCGAGAGUGACCUAGCCCAGUCGGACAAAGAAGACCGCAAGUCCAGCACCAAGAACGGCAGCGGCACAGAUAACGUUACCGGUAGCGGCUCCGCCCCACCCAGAGGCUCCCAUGCCCGGGUGUUCACCCCCAGAGGUGUGCCUUCCAGGAGGGGKAGGGGGGGAGGUGGCGGGGGAGGAGGWGGUGGMGGYGGAGGAGGUAUCUAUAAAAGUGGUGGUGGAGGAGGAAUGGCUGGAGGUCACAGGUCAGGAUCUCGGGCCGACCCUCACGGCUGGGCCUCCAAGUCCURAGCCUCGGUCCGCAAGCAUCAGGCCCCAAUGCAGUCGGCCGCACCCAAAGACACGGGUCGCGGAACCAGUGGGGAGAAGAAGGAGAAGGCAGCGGACGGAAGCCAAGCUCAGAAUCAGGGAGGAGCAACCCCUCUGCAGUCUAUACCCGCUGCACCUACUCCAGCCCCACAGGGCUCCACAGAGAACGGAGGAGUUGGAAUCCAGCAAUCCAUGGCUAACCCCACUACCAACUCCAGCGGGCCCCUUCCAAUCCCUCUCUCUGGGCCGGAUGGGCGUGGCUUCCCUCGCGUCCCGCGUGAUGGCUUUGAGCGCCCUCCGAGACGCCGUCGCCACGGCCGCUCCCAGCAUCAACAGGAUAAGCCACCGCGCUUCCGGCGGCUGAAGGAGCGAGAGAACGCCGCUCGCAUCAACGGAGGAYUCGGGGUCAUCGGAGGAGGACGACCCUCCUCGCCCGGACAGAGUUAUGUUCAGGAUGUCACUGACGCCACUCCCAACGCGGCGCCCACAACCGGCGAUGCCCCCAAUGCUAACACCAAUYCUACCACGGCUACCAACAACAGCAACAACAGUACCGGUGGCCAUCUUGGAAGUGCUAACGCAAACAGCCACCACCACUACAACCAGGGCAUCUCCGGCCAGGCCCACUCUCAGCAUCACCACAACCCAGCAGGGGGUGCCAAAUCCCCCGACUUCUCCAACCAGAACUCCGAUCAGGCCAAUGAGGAGUGGGAGACCGCCUCCGAGAGRAGUGACUUCACCGAGUUCCGGGAGAGGGAGGGAGGAGGAGGGAAGUCCUAUUCCUCCCAUCACCAUCAUCACCCACCCGGAAGAGGWGGUGGUGGWGGCGGGGGAGGAGGAGGGGUCGGAGAGCGUGAGAUGACGGCGAAAGAGCAGGCGGCAAACAAGAGAAGCUUCUCCAGCCAGCGUCCCGGGAUGGAGCGACAGAACAGGAGGGUCAACGCUGGAGGAAGAGAGGGAAGAGAAGGAAGAGGCCCACGGGGCCCGCCCAGUGGUAGUGGAGGCGGAGCCGGAAAUGGAGGGGGCCAACGCGGCGAGCGCCGUGGAAACUGGCCUUCCCCCAAAAACAGGAAGUGAAGUGGAAGAUCUGGAAACAUUUCAAAUGCAUCCACCCCGCCCCACUGUUAUUUAUCCCUUUGUCUGUCGUUCCUUCAGCCUCUCUGUUCUCGUCCCUUAACAUAUUAGCACAUUAUUGUUCAAUACAUAGUUAUGGAGACAAUGUACACACUCACGUUAGGCUUCUUURGCUCUUCAUCCAUCUACUAUCUACCGUCCGUUAUUGUAAAGUGUCACUCUGCUCCCCCCUUUUCAGUUGUACCCACCACCACCCUUCAGAAUUCCACCCCGUUUUAGGAUCAGCAGACACACUUGUUCGUUUUGAACACACACCUUUUGACGGGAAAACAUUUUUU